CGACACGACCUGCUGUGCGUCGUUUUAUCAUAAUCGCAAUGCAAGAAGUUCCUUUGCUCAGGCUUUCGUUUUUGAAGGAUCAGUAAUUUACGAUUCUCCAGCUCUCAGUUACAGGAUCAGGAACACAAUCCAGAAAUGUCUUGCUACAAGCGCACGCAAUCUUCAUCCUCCGGCCUGGUCAAAAAAUGAUUGACAUGACAAAAACGUAAUGAAGAAGAUCUUGGCUCCUGGUCCUGCAGAUGUAAAUUCCUGCUGCAUCUUCCACGCCAUUGCAGAGGCAAUAGUGGUCCUGUAUUGGUUAUUCUUGCUACCACUCCAGCCAACUCGCUCUCAUUUUUUUGAGACUGGCGGAAUAUCAGGUGGUCAAGGUCUUUUUGCGUGACAGGAAUUACCCAACUGAAAAAAACAGAGAACGAAGCAAGUGAAAAUAAACCGGAGAUAUGAAGAACUUAGCUGCCUUUGGUGCCGAAGCUGUAUUUGUUCAACAGAACUACUAUAGUUAGUUGGUGAAAUUUUCCGCAUCCUCAUCUUUAUCUUCGAGCUUUCUGUCGACUUCUACACAUCAACCUGAAAAUGACAUCGUCCUCGACUACAGGGAAAGCGAGUUCCACCUCCUGGCUUCCCACCGCCACCGCCGCCGCUUUGUCGUUCGGUUUGCUUGCGGCCACCGUCGCCGGGACGAAGUUUGUUCUCUCGAAACGAAGGGCAAAAACUCUGCGAGCACGGAACCAGCAAGCUCGGCGCACAAGAAAGCAAAAGCGCACCCUGAUCCUCUACGGGCACGCCGGGGGGCUGUCUGAGCGGCUGGCGGACAGGAUCGCCCGGUUUCUAAUUCGGGUAACGGAGGAAGAGAAAGAACAAGAAGAUGCUGAGCAACAGUGCAAGAAUAAUAAAUCCACAACGUCUAGUACUCGUCCUCGUGGAGACGAACACUUCUCAACGUCAUGCUCGUACUUCAAAAACGUAACGCGCGAGCAAUUACCGGAGCUAUUUCAGGUAUUCGAAGAGGCUGAAGCUGGUGACCAUCAAGGUGCCACUCAUGCAAACGCAGCAUUGGAAGACUUCUUCGUCACGGCCCGGAUGGAUGCCGUGGACUUGGAGGACAUGACGCAAUCCUUCACCGACCUCAUCAUCGUCCUCGCGACGUUUGACGACGGACCACCGCUAGCCGCGAUGAACCUGUACGAGCAAAUCGCCGAGGCCGCGAACGACUUCCGGUUCGGGAAGCAGACUUUAAAGAAGUUGGACACCAUUUCUGUGCUUGCCCUGGGCGACAAGAAUUACGGUAAGGAGUUGUUCUGCACCGCGGGAGUUCGAAUUUUCCGGAAUUUGACGGAAAAACUCUGGUCCAUGGACAGUGGCGUAGUGGAAGAGAAAAUUUCUGAAGAAGAUGAUCGUACAGGAGGUUCAACAUCAUCUCUGACGACAGGGGGCGCCAGCGCAACAUUAUCAGCGACUACAUCUUCCUCGAGCUUCGGAACCAGCACAAGAAAAACGAGGAAACUUCGUCUGCUCGACACCGCGGUCUUCCUGGAUGAAGAGGACCGUCAACGGACGAAGGAGUCGCUGGCAAAUUUUGAAAAGGAGGUGGUCGAAGAGUUUUGUCUGUCUGACGCGGCCCUGCGGGAGUUGAAGGAGGUAAGGAGUAAAAUCAACAAGACGGGUGGUGGUCAACAACAUCUUCAUCAGGAAAAGCUUCUGUUGUGUGACGUUCCAUUAACUGUGGCUCUCGGUCGUGAUCUUGCUCAAGGAGAGGACCAGCAACCCCUCACAAAAUCCGCUGUGCAGCUGAACGACGAACGGCGGGCACGAGAACAAAAUCAGGAGCAGGAUGCUUGCCAGCAGGGUACCUGCGGGUGCAAAGCCGACUCUACUUCUAGUGCUGCUUCCAAGAAGUACCUGAAAACAGCCACAUCUCCUUCCACUUCGGCCACGAAUUCCCCCCGCGACGAUGCUUCGAGCACGAGGUCCACAGCCUGCUGCAGCAGUCCCAACGGUAGUUCUUGCAAGGAUACAACAGGCCACACUCACUCCACUGCUAGUACCUCUGGGACAACAACAAGUGAGGUGUCGCAGGAACCGCAAGACGAAAACGUCAACGAGAGUGACGCUUUCACGGAGUACAGCGAGUCGGAGUUCAGCUCUGACGAAGACGAUUUUCUGGACCAGAACAAGGCGAAAAAUAAGCAAAACGACGACGAUUUGGAGGAUCUAGACAAGGACGUGGGGUCCUGCGGGCCGACAGUGGCAUCAACGGCAGGAGCCGACAAGACCGCGACGAAGAAGAUGCUUUCCAAGCGACAGAAGGAGAAUCUGACGAAAGAGGGCUACAAGGUGGUAGGCCAGCACUCCGCGGUGAAACUGUGCCGUUGGACCAAGCACCACUUGCGCGGGCGGGGCGGCUGCUACAAGCACACGUUCUACGGCAUCGCGUCGCUGUCCUGCAUGGAAGCCACCCCCAGUCUCGCCUGCGCCAACAAGUGCGUGUUCUGUUGGCGGCACCACAAGAACCCGGUGGCGCAGCAAUGGGAGUGGCAGAUGGACGAACCCGAGCUGAUCGUGGAAAACUGGCUGAACGAGCACGCGUAUCAAAUGUAAAAAUGUCUGGGUCUGGAAGGUUCGAACUUGUGAUGCUAACUUUGGACUCUAAAAAUAAAAAAUCUGUAUUGCAUGACCAGCAAGAGGAGUCUAGCGCGUGCUACGCGGGGAGGGCAUUUGUCAUGCGGAGUAGGCAUCAGGGCGACCUCUGAAAAUCUGUGAUGCUAGGUCGUGCAUUUUUACAGACAUCCUGGCUCACGCAAAAUAUGCAUGACAAACCCGGCAACAUUCCAGACCCAGACAAUUUUGCAGUUCAUAACGCGAAGAUGAUCAAGCAGCUGAAGGGCGUGCCCGGCGUCACGCCCGAGCGGUUCGAGCAGGCGAAGCAGAUCAAGCACUGCGCGCUCUCGCUGGUCGGCGAGCCGAUCAUGUACCCGAAGAUCAACAAGAUUUUCGAAUUGCUGCACAAGGAGAAAAUCUCGACCUUCAUGGUGACCAACGCGCAGUUCCCCGAGCAGAUGCGAAACUUGUCCCCCUGCACGCAGCUGUACCUCUCCAUCGACGCCCCCACGAAGGACACGCUGAAAGCGGUCGACCGGCCGUUGAAGCAGGACUUCUGGCAGCAGUUUCUGGACAGCAUUGACGUGUUGCGGGACUUCAAGUUUUCCCGCACGGUGUUCCGCUUGACUCUGGUGAAGAACAAGAACAUGGACGACACGCUGGACUACGCGAAGUUGAUCAAGAGGGGGGACCCCGACUUCAUCGAGAUCAAGGGCGUCACGUACAACGGGGACUCCCAGGGCAAGGACAAAAUGACGAUGAAGUCCGUGCCGUGGCACUGGGAGGUGGUCGAGUUCGGGAAAAGCAUUCUGGCGCUUGAAAACCUGGAGGAAGACUACGAGCUGGCGUGCGAGCACGAGCACAGUCUGAUCAUUUUGCUCGCGAAGAAGACGUUCAAGGAUAGGGAGACGGGGGCGUGGAAAACCUGGAUUGACUACGACAAAUUCCACAGGUUGAUCGAAACAGGGGAGUGGAAAAACUGCACCUCCGUCGACUACUCGCUGGCAACGCCGAAGUGGGGCGUGUCCGGGGCGCCGGAAAAAGGAUUUGAUCCCGCGGAUACCCGGGUGUUUCGGAAGAAGAAGGAAAAAACUGCUGCUCUCGAUGCUGCGGGAGAAAGUGCCGCGGGGACGGCAGGAGGGGCAACUCAAAAAUAGCAUCGAUUUUCAAGUUUUAGUGAAGAUAUGAGGAUUUUGGACCUUCACUACUGGUCGUGUCAGAUGUGACGUGGCGAAGCAAAAUUCGAUUGCGAAGAGAUGUACAUGUGGUGUAUCAACGAAGUUCGACUUCGCCCGCAUCAAAAACAUUGAAAAAUAAUGAAAUCACAACGUCAACGCGGUGGAUGUUGUUC
Messenger RNA from Amoebophrya sp. A120, 3949 nucleotides. NCBI's taxonomy places the organism in Eukaryota, Dinophyceae, Syndiniales, Amoebophryaceae. The record is from the annotation of a GenBank genome assembly.